CUUUGAUCUAGUCGAAUUAUUAGAUCGAGUUCGUCAAAGAGUAGUAUUGAUAUUUUAGGCUAGACCAAUAAAAAAAAUCUGACAUUAUAUAUUGACCAAUCUAAUAUUAUUUGAUAACUAUGAUUCGAUAUUAAAUUAUUAGAAAAAUUUUUGAAAAAUCCAUAUUGGGAGGUCGAAAUAAAUUACAUUACGAUCUGAAACUGUUGAACGAAGCAUUUAAACAUGUCGAAAAGUAAUACAAGCACAGUGACAUUGUCCAAGGGAAUCCUAGAAAUGAAGUUUAUGAAAAAAACAAAGGAGAAAGUAGAGAAGCAAUUGUAUCAAGAGGAAGGAGAAGAAUAUUUUGGAAGUCACCUCACUACCUGUAUGAAACAAAAAUCCGGAAAAUUCAUUAUUGAACCAAGCUAUGUUUUUUGUGAAAAUUUAAUUGACGGCAGAGUAAGUUUUAAUGGAAUGAAUCCUGAAAUAGAAAGGCUCAUGGAAUUGGAGCAAGAAACGAAUCAACCUAAGGCAGCGAAGGAAGAGUGCGAUGUUAGCGAUGAACAAAUGGCGAAGUGUUUAAUACUCUCUAAAGAAAAUUCAGUUAAAGAAGAUAAAACAAAACAUAAAAAUAAAAAAAGGUCACAAGAAGCAUCCCAUGAAGAACUUAUUAAAAAGAAACCAAAGUUUUUGAAACCUAUGGAUUAGGGAAUUAAACUUUCUAAGUAUGUAUUCGUUAUUUUAUGUAUGUACAUAUGAUUAAAUGAUUUUUUGUAUUAA
This is a messenger RNA of Orussus abietinus, 759 nucleotides long. It is a transcript of the gene Mpp6, whose product is annotated as M-phase phosphoprotein 6. The record is from RefSeq and is a predicted model, not a curated record. Gene Ontology annotation, biological process: maturation of 5.8S rRNA. Bases 223 to 687 code for a protein of 154 amino acids. NCBI's taxonomy places the organism in Eukaryota, Metazoa, Arthropoda, Insecta, Hymenoptera, Orussidae. The transcript is spliced from 4 exons.